Schizosaccharomyces octosporus yFS286 is the source of this 1284-nucleotide messenger RNA. RefSeq names its product methionine aminopeptidase Fma2. The record is from RefSeq and is a predicted model, not a curated record. The transcript has a single exon. Gene Ontology annotation, molecular function: metalloaminopeptidase activity. Lineage: Eukaryota; Fungi; Ascomycota; Schizosaccharomycetes; Schizosaccharomycetales; Schizosaccharomycetaceae. The coding region runs from base 1 to 1284 and encodes 427 amino acids. Gene Ontology annotation, biological process: proteolysis.
AUGGCCGAUAAUGAAGUAGCAAGCAACACCGCCAAGGAGCUUGAAGAGAAGCUCUCCUUGAAAAAAAACGAAGUUCGUGAAGAAGAUGAUGAAGACGAAGAAGAAGCCGGCAACGGCGGAGAAGAUAACGCCUCCAGCGCUGACAAAAAGAAAAAGAAGAAAAAGAAGUCUAAGAAGAAGAAAACUCCUCAAGAGCAAACCGUUCCCCCAAGAGUUGGACUCUCUAAGAUUUUCGUAAACAAGAAGUACCCUGUUGGAGAAAUGGUGGACUAUGCAGAAGAUAACCUUUGGCGUACCACCAAUGAAGAAAAGCGCGCCUUAGAUCGUCAAGAGCACAACCACUGGAAUGAUUUGCGUCGUGCCGCCGAGACUCAUCGUCAAGUCCGUCAGUAUGCCCAAUCUGCUAUUCAACCAGGCAUGUCUUUAACCCAAAUUGCAAAUUUGAUUGAAGAUGGCACUCGUUCUUUGGUUGAAGAAGACGGCUUAAAGUCUGGUAUCGGUUUCCCAACGGGUUUGAAUUUGAACCAUAUUGCUGCUCACUUCAGUCCCAAUGCCGGCGAUACUACAAUUUUGAAGGACAAGGAUGUUAUGAAGGUUGAUAUUGGUGUUCAUGUCAACGGACACAUCGUCGAUUCUGCGUUCACUAUGUCUUGGAACCCUGAUUGUGACCCUCUUCUAGCCGCCGUUAAAGCAGCUACGAACACUGGUAUUCGUGAAGCUGGUAUUGAUGCUCGUUUGAAUGAAAUUGGUGAAGCUAUUCAGGAAACCAUGGAAAGUUAUGAAGUGGAGAUGAAUGGCAAGACUUAUCCUGUCAAAUCCAUUCGUAACUUGAGUGGUCACGACAUUAAGCCCUACAGCAUCCACGGAUCGAAGAGUGUUCCCAUUGUCAAGGGUGGUGAGGAAGUUAAGAUGGAGGAAGGUGAAACUUUUGCCAUUGAGACUUUCGGUUCCACCGGCCGUGGUCUUGUCCAUACUGAUUUGGAAUGUUCUCAUUAUGCAAAGAGCCAGGAUGUUGGUCAUAUUCCUUUGCGCCUUCCUCGUGCCAAGGCUUUGUUGAAUACCAUCACUCAAAACUUUGGUACACUUCCCUUCUGUCGUAGAUAUUUGGACCGCUUAGGCGAAUCUAAGUAUUUAAUGGCUCUGAACAAUUUAGUUUCUGCCGGUAUCGUUCAAGAUUAUCCUCCCUUGGUUGAUAUCAAGGGUAGUUAUAGUGCGCAAUUUGAGCACACCAUCGUCCUUCACCCUACCCAAAAGGAGGUUAUUUCCCGCGGCGAUGACUAUUAA